Messenger RNA from Uranotaenia lowii, 1119 nucleotides. RefSeq names its product signal peptidase complex subunit 3 (gene Spase22-23). Lineage: Eukaryota; Metazoa; Arthropoda; Insecta; Diptera; Culicidae. Gene Ontology annotation, cellular component: membrane; signal peptidase complex. Gene Ontology annotation, biological process: protein targeting to ER. The transcript is spliced from 3 exons. Bases 234 to 773 code for a protein of 179 amino acids. The record is from RefSeq and is a predicted model, not a curated record.
CGAGCGCUCGCCCGCAGUGACGUUUCGUUGCUUCGUGUCCCGAUUCGAUUUGUGCAAGCAAUAAAAGCGGCAUUUUUCUUCAAAAAUUUCUUGUUUUAAGCUAGUAUUUCAAUUUUAAAAAAAGGAAUAAGAAAGUAAACGAUUGACUAGUAUUAUAAGCAUUUGUUUCAAAGUAUUCAAGUUGUACAUCAAGUAAGCGACCUUUCGUUUAAGAGUAUAACAACAGCCGAAAAAUGCACACGGUUCUUACACGGGGGAACGCCAUCCUGGCCUAUUCCCUGAGCGUACUGGCUUUCCUGACGUUCUGCUGCUUUGCGUCAACUUUCUUCAACGAUUAUCGAACUCCGGCUCGGAUUAACACCGUCAAAGUGCUAGUCAAAAACGUUCCGGAUUUCAGCGCUUCCCGGGAAAAGAAUGAUCUGGGCUUCCUGACGUUCGAUCUCAAUACCGAUCUGAAUGGGUUGUUCAACUGGAAUGUGAAGCAGCUGUUCCUGUAUCUGACGGCCGAAUACCAGACGGAACAGAAUGAGCUCAAUCAGGUGGUCCUGUGGGACAAAAUCAUCCUGCGAGGCGAAAACGCCCUGCUGGACUUUAAGAACAUGAACACCAAGUACUACUUCUGGGACGAUGGCAACGGUUUGAAGGGCCACCAGAACGUGACGCUGACGCUUUCCUGGAACAUCGUUCCCAAUGCAGGACUGCUUCCGAAUGUAUUUGCUCACGGACAUCAUUCGUUCAAGUUCCCGGAAACCUACAUGCCGUCGCCGGUCUAAAGAAAUAAAAAAUAACACAAGAACACCUACAAGAGCUUAUCGGUGAUUAUAAAAGAGCUCAAAGAAAACGAAUCGAUACUUAAAUAAGCCACCAAAGGGUUCGUUUUUCGUCGAACUGCAGCUGACGAUGCAGCAUUUACAUUCAUUCCUUUCUAAUUAUUUUAAUUUUUGUUUGCAAAUUGGAGCUGCCUGUCUCAACAUCAUCAAUCAUCAAUAAAAAAAAACCAAACUGCAGGAACAUCUGGUUGAAGUGUUCCCUAGAACUAGGUGCAAUUCUUCCUCAGUUCUUCAAUUAUGUAUGUUUAGUUGAAAGGAGAACAUGUUCGAAAUAAAAUAAAAUUUGAAA